This is a messenger RNA of Exophiala spinifera, 1461 nucleotides long. RefSeq lists its product as uncharacterized. Gene Ontology annotation, cellular component: cytoplasm. The transcript has 3 exons. Lineage: Eukaryota; Fungi; Ascomycota; Eurotiomycetes; Chaetothyriales; Herpotrichiellaceae. The coding region runs from base 1 to 1461 and encodes 486 amino acids. The record is from RefSeq and is a predicted model, not a curated record. Gene Ontology annotation, molecular function: oxidoreductase activity.
AUGUCCUCGUACUGGUUGUCGCGACACGGUUUGACGACGACCGAUCCGGAUGACCUGUCGGACUUCCGCAGCACGCCGGGUCUGCCCCAGGACCAAGUCGACGUCGCGAUCAUAGGGUCAGGGUUUUCCGGGACGGCGGUGGCGUGGCACCUUCUUUGCGGCGGUGGCAACGAUGGAGGAGGAACUCGUACAGCAGCAACAGCAUCAGCAGCGCCGUUGCCUUCUUCUUCUUCUUCUCCUUCUGUAUUGAUCCUAGAGGCUCGCAAGGCUUGUUCAGGCGCGACGGGCCGCAACGGCGGCCACGUCAAGCCGGACCUGUACUUCAACGCACCGCUGUACUCGAGCAUCCACGGUGUGCGGGUCGCGGAAGAACUGACGCGGUUCGAGACGAGGCAGGUCUUCGACCUCAAGAAACUCGUGGAAGAAGAAGAAAUCGACUGCGACUUUGAACUCACCAGGGCCAUCGACGUGUAUACGGACCAGCGCGUGGCCGGGCCGGUCGUGGAAGCGUGGAAGCGGAUGAAGAGCCAAGGGUACGAGUUCCCUCCGGAUCUGCAUUUCGUGCCUGGGGAAAAUGGCAAGGCCGAGCAGGUCUCCGGCGUCAAAGGUGCCUUGUGCGCAUUCAGCUUCACAGCAGCAUCCGUGUGGCCCUUUAAGAUGGUCAUGGGACUAUUGAAAAAGGUCCUUGCGAGAGGCGCAAACUUGCAAACCAACACCCCCGUCACAUCCAUCGAAAGGGACGGCAACGGCAAAGGAUGGAUCCUACGUACGGAUCGAGGCAUCGUCAAGGCGAAGAAAGUCGUCGUCACGACAAACGCAUACACGAGUGCAUUGCUGCCUGAGUUUGGAGGCAAAAUCACCCCGGCACGCGGCGUGGCAUGUAGGAUCGCCGUUCCUGAAUCUCACAGCUCGGGCAACAAAGCACAACCACCACCACCACAUCUGAACAAUACAUACUCGAUCCGUUUCGGACCCCAGGAGUACGAUUACCUCAUCACGCGUACGGACGGGAGCAUUGUCGUCGGCGGUGCCAAGCAGAAGGUUCUACUCGAUGACGCCUACUGGCGGAACAACACCGACGACUCGGCCCUGAUACCCGGCGCGAAAGAGUAUUUCGACGGGUACAUGCAGAGGACGUUUCGCGGGUGGGAAGGCACCGCGGCCGAGGUCACGGACAUCUGGACGGGGGUCAUGGGGUACUCCGCCGACCUGUUGCCUUGGGUCGGACCCGUUCCAGGACGAGACGGCGUGUUUGUGUCGGCGGGAUUCACGGGUCAUGGCAUGCCGAGGAUCCUGGGGUGUGCCGAGGCGCUCGCGGGACUGGUGUCAGGGGAGGUGAAGGGGAUGGAAGGGACCAGCGUGCCGAAGCCUUAUUGGGUCACUGGAGAGAGAUUGAGUGAGAAGAGAGACAUGAGUAGGGAGUACAUGGCCGGUGGAAGACCGAAGGAAAGUAAGUUGUGA